AUGGAUUCUACAACUGAAAUUGAAUACAAGAAUAUUCUCUCUUCCAUAGGACAAAAGCCCUUAGCUGAUUGGGAUGUCAAUGUAGAAAAUGGUUACAUUAAACGCUUAACAGAUCAAGAUAUUCGAACUUCAGUUCUCGAAAUAACUGGUGCAAAUGCUCAAAGAAACUGGAUUACAAUGCCACGUGAACAAAAUGAUAAAUUAGGUAUAAAUCUUCCUAUAAUAUCUCUUGUAGUUAAAUAUCUCGAAAAAUUUUUCUACAUAGACAUUUUAGUUAUGGAUGACACAAAAACAAAACGUCUCUUUAAGAUUUCAAAUACAGAUAUGAAAGCCCACGUUCAACAGACAUUUACAAAAAUUCCAAUGAAAUUAGUUCCAGGAUGGAAUAACGUUACUUUUGAUAUAGCCGAUUUUGUAAGAAGUGCUUAUGGUACUAACUACGUUGAAACAUUAAGGAUUACAAUAUAUGCUAAUUGUAGAAUUCGUCGCGUUUAUUUCAGUAAUAAGGUCUUAAACGAAGAUGACAUUCCAUCACAAUUCAGAAUACUUCCUACUCAAGCAUUAGACAAAACAGAAGUUGAACCAGAACAAGAGCCAGAAGCUGAAAAAUAA
Molecule: messenger RNA, 612 nt
Organism: Trichomonas vaginalis G3
Lineage: Eukaryota; Parabasalia; Trichomonadida; Trichomonadidae
Product: regulation of cilium movement involved in cell motility
Exons: 1
Coding region: 1-612 (203 amino acids)
Biological process (GO): positive regulation of cell motility; regulation of cilium beat frequency involved in ciliary motility; cilium assembly
Cellular component (GO): motile cilium; ciliary basal body
Source: RefSeq, a predicted model, not a curated record